AUGUCCGAAAUCGAAAUCCCGCCGUAUUUCAUCUGCCCCAUCUCUCUGGACAUCAUGGGCGACCCCGUCACCGUCCCCACCGGCAUCACCUACGACCGGGACAGCAUCGAGACGUGGCUCUUCACCGAGCGCCGCCCCACCUGCCCCGUCACCAACCUGCCCCUCUCCGCCGCUGCCGCCGCCGACCUCACCACCCCCAACGUCAUUCUCCGCCGCCUCAUCCAGUCCUGGUGCACCCUCCACUCCGCCCACCGCCUCCCCACUCCCAAGCCGCCGGCCACCCCUUCCCAGAUUCACAAGCUCCUCGCCGCCGCCGCAAACCCUUCGACCCAGAUCGAGUCCCUCCAAACCCUCAGAUCCAUCGCCUCCCAGAGCCAGACGAACCGAAUCUCCAUGGAAAACGCCGGCGUCCACGAUUUCCUGGCGUCGCUUGUCGUCAACGAACCAUACGGAUCGAAAAAAGUACGCGAGGAGGCUCUAGCCGUUCUCUUCGCGCUCCAACUAUCCGAAUCGGGCCUCGAGUUCCUCGCCCAAAACCCAGAGUUUCCCCAAGCCCUGGCGCGGCUCCUCCCCCACGCCAGCUACGAGUCGCGGGUCCACGCCGUCGUGAUCCUCAAAUCGGUCCUCGAGGCAGCCAACCCUACCCGUCAAAUCCACCUCCGGCACGAAUUCUUCCUCGAGCUCGCCCAAAUCCUCCGCACACAAGGCGUUUUACAAAAUGCCUCAAAGGCAGUGCUAAAGAUUAUACUCUGCACCUGCCCCUGGGGCAGGAAUAAGGUCAAGGCUGUCGAGGCCGGGUUGAUGCCGGUUCUAAUCGACUGCCUGCUCGACUCGACCGACAAACGGGCUUGUGAGCUUCUGCUAAUGGCUCUGGACAUUCUUUGCCAGUGUGCGGAGGGGAGGUCCGAGCUGAUCAAGCACGGUGCAGGUUUGGCUGUAGUCUCGAAAAAGAUACUCAGGGUUUCGAAUGCGGCCAGCGAGAAGGCGGUUCGGAUUUUGCACUCAGUGUCAAGGUUUUCAGGGACUCCUGGGGUUUUGCAGGAGAUGCUGCAGAUCGGUGUGGUGGCAAAAUUGUGCCUGGUGCUGCAGAUGGAUUGCGGGCCGAAGACAAAGGAGCAGGCUCGGGAGAUUUUGAAGAUGCAUGCAAGGGCAUGGAGGAGCUCGUCGUGUGUACCAACUGGGUUGGCCUCGGUUUACCCAUCUUGA
Striga hermonthica is the source of this 1206-nucleotide messenger RNA. Lineage: Eukaryota; Viridiplantae; Streptophyta; Magnoliopsida; Lamiales; Orobanchaceae. The record is from the annotation of a GenBank genome assembly.